Entamoeba nuttalli P19 is the source of this 627-nucleotide messenger RNA. RefSeq lists its product as hypothetical. The transcript has 2 exons. The record is from RefSeq and is a predicted model, not a curated record. NCBI's taxonomy places the organism in Eukaryota, Evosea, Mastigamoebida, Endamoebidae. The coding region runs from base 1 to 627 and encodes 208 amino acids.
AUGGAAGAAUUACCUUAUUUUGAUGAAGAUAUACAACCUCAAAAAUUAAGAAUUUGUGAGAAAUGUGGCUUACAUCCAAAUAUUUGUAUAUGCCAGUUAAUUCCUAAAGAAAAAGAACAUGAUAACUAUCCAUACUUAAUUAUACUUCAAGAUCCAAGAGAGGCAAAAGUAAAAUUAAAUACAGUAAAGUUAAUUGACAAAUAUUUUAAACACGUUGAGAUAUAUAAAAAAAACUUACCUAUUGAACUUAUUGAUAAAAUUCAACAAAAACCAAAUGAGUUUGCUGUUUUAUUUCCACGUAAAACAGCAAAAAUAAUUGAUGAUGGAAAUGAUAUUUCAUUUACACAACAAUACAAAUAUAUUAUCAUUAUUGAUGGUACUUGGGAUCAAGCAAAGUCUAUUUAUAAUAGAAAUAAAUUACUUCAUCAAUUAGAUACUUUAAUAUUAAGUAAUGGAAAUAAUUAUUCUCAAUACAAUGAAAUUAGAAAAGAGAUUAGUGGUGGAAUGUCUACUUUUGAAGCUACUAUAACAACAAUAUCAAUUAUAAUGAAAGAACCAUCUAUGAUUAUUGAUAGAAAUAAUAUAAUGAAAAGAUUUAUAGAAAUGAGAACAAAAUAUUAUGAAUAA